Populus euphratica (Euphrates poplar) is the source of this 753-nucleotide messenger RNA. Its product is annotated as two-component response regulator ARR22-like. Gene Ontology annotation, biological process: phosphorelay signal transduction system. The transcript is spliced from 2 exons. Lineage: Eukaryota; Viridiplantae; Streptophyta; Magnoliopsida; Malpighiales; Salicaceae. The record is from RefSeq and is a predicted model, not a curated record. The coding region runs from base 185 to 601 and encodes 138 amino acids.
UGCACACAUUGACUGGAGAAUAUGCUCAAAAAUCACAAACUUAAUCAAUUCCAUUGGUUAAUUGUUUCUCUCUUAGUUUAACUUUUUCAUCUAUAUAUUUAAGACUUAAAUAGCUUGGCACUAUAACUUGUUCAGAGUUAAACCACAGGAGAAUAAGACUAGCAAGGGCUGUCAGAGAAAACAAAUGGAAACAAGCAUCAAUAGCAGCUGGAAAUUGGGAACCAGGAUGACUGCACUUGUCGUGGACGAUGAUUCAAUCAAUCAAACUAUUCACCACAGACUCUUGGAACAACUUGGUAUAGAAAACCAGGUGGCCAGAAAUGGGAAGGAAGCUGUUGACAUCCAUUGCUCGGGAAAAACAUUUGAUCUCAUUCUGAUGGAUAGAGACAUGCCUAUCAUGAAUGGCAUUGAGGCAACAAGGAAACUCCGAGCUAUGGGCAUACGUAGCAUGAUUGCCGGUGUAUCAACACGCUGCGUAAAACAAGAAAUUCAAGAAUUUAUGGAAGCUGGCCUGGAUGAUUACCAGGAGAAGCCUUUGACGAGUGCCAAGAUCAUCUCCAUCCUCCAUAAGAUCGAUCACAGCGGAUCAAUUUCAUAUUAGCUUGCCUCUUUUAUGGUACUAUUUUAUAUGUGUUUAGUUUAACGUUAGUAGGGAGGUUAAUCUAUGCAUGGUCUGUUGUAGUUUUUGUGUUUGUGUCAGACUCGUAUAGUCUAAGUCCUACAAUUUGGUGUUUGAUGUUGUAUUAAUGUAAU